CCCAGGAACCUGUUAGUACAAAACCUGCACUGGCCAGUGUACGGCCUGCACUCAUUAGCAUACAGCCCGUAGAAGAAACUCGGCCUAAAGACAGUCAAGGAGAAGAUGAAUCAAAACAAGCUGCACCUGUAAUGGAGGAUGACAUCAAAGCUAAACAAAAGAAGAGGCUGGAGCAGUUUAACCAGAGGAUGAGACUGAAGAAAGAGCAACAAAUGGAAGCUCAGCGAACACAUGGACAAAGCCAGAAAUCAGCACCAGGAAAAGUUACCCGAAACGAGGUAAAGAACGUGUGGAUAUGUGGCCACUCCCUGGUGUUCUGGGCUGAGAAGAGGGCCACAUCUCCUGAAAUUGGUAUGCAGCUUGGGAUGGACCCCAACUGUGUGCGGAUAUGGUGGAAGGGUGUUCAGGGCAUGACUUGGCAACAGCUUCUGCCCCAGCUGCUCCAGCUCAAAGACAAUUGGCCCAAACCUGAUGUGAUUCUCUUACACCUGGGAGGAAAUGAUAUCGGCAAGACCACCACAGAGGCCUUCCUGGCAGCCGUGAAGAAAGACCUGAUUUCGAUGAAGAGCAUAUUUCCUGAGUGCCUACUGGUUUGGUCCGACAUCCUACCACGUAGGUCCUGGAGGCACUCGGAGGACAGUGCAGCAGUGGACAACACGCGAAGGGCCAUCAAUAGAAGCAUCUGCGGUAUUAUUACAGAGCUUGGUGGAUCUUCUCUCUCUCAUGAGAACAUAAAGCCUGGUUUGGACACUGGCCUCUACAGACCAGAUGGGGUUCACCUCUCUGGUAAGGGAAUUGACACUUUCAAUUUGAACAUGCAAGACUUCCUUGAGAAGUGGGAGAGUGAGAUAAAUAAGGAUGAGCCUUCUGAAAUGUAGACUCCUUUUAACAUGGUUCAUUUCAUAAUGCUGUUUUACUUCUGUACAUUGUUCUUGUACUGUGUAAAUGUCUUCAUCCAUGUAUCUCUUACAUUGUUAGGGUUGGAUACCAACCUAAGGUUAUAUGAAUGUCACUGCAUGUUUUAAUGGAUUAAAAAAGGUCUAUAGAAAGACUGUUGGUUAAAAAAACAUCCUGUGAUCUUUAAUAAACACCUACUCAAAUCUUUUUGUUGAUUAGAAGAUUUUGAUUUGUUUUAUUGGUUAUGUUUAUUAAAAACAAAACUGUAUAAAAGCAAGUAUGAAAAUAAAAUAAUACAGGAUUUACAACUGUGUCUGUUUAUUGAGGUUUUUUUUCUUUCCAAUUCCAAAAAUUAUUUGAAAACUUGGAUGUGCCUUUUGAACCACAGUAAUGUAGUAUGUUUUAUACUGCUGAUCAAGCAGUAUUGAUACCACUUUGUAAGCAUUCUGUAUGAGUUCUCAAUGCACCUUGCUGAUGAAUGCAUUCCUUGAGCUGUACACAGCAGCACAAAAUAUUAAUUAAAGCAAACUUUUUCUACUCAGAUGAUUUGUAUUGUCUGUUUGAGAUUUACUAUCUACAGCAGAUAUUGUAAUGCCCACUGGAUGCUACUAAAUGUAUUGUCCCUGUUCCCCUGUUGUCCCGAGCAUGAAGCCGGUUUGGUGGUCUAUACAGUGGUUGCCUUUCUCUUCUGCAGGUGGUAAUGGGAGCCCUUAGGUUUCCCUAUCUUCUGGAUAGACUCAGAAGUUUAUAUAGGUUUGGAGCAUCUGAUGGACUGCACUGUACAUCUUCUGAAAACAGAACAAAGACUGAACUACAAGAAGACAACACACUUCCGAGGAGCAAUUAUAUUUUAUCUUGAGAAAGCUGAUUUUGUAUGUGAAUAGUGUACUUAUUCAAAAUCUUAAAAAACAAAAAAAAACUUUUACGUUAUGGUUUGUGUAGUAAUUUCUGUAGAAAACAGACUGCCUAGAAGACCUUGAGAAACUUGUACGAACUUUAUUGCAUUGUAGAAAGUUGUACUGGUAGGACAACAGUGACGUUGAUACGUUUGUGCUGCUAAUGUUUGGAUGCAUUAUUGGAAUGUACAUAAACCACUAAUCAGUGGUUUAGACUGAAGUACGAUUCCCAUUAGGUGGCCCUGAUUUCAAGAACCAAGUGAGACUGUAACUGCAGUUUAUCAAUUCAUUAGUUUAUUUUUCAUUUAUUGUAUAGCAAAACAUGUCACUGUCUCAGAGCAUAUGAGGAAUAAAAAAAGCCAUCUGUUAA
Molecule: messenger RNA, 2163 nt
Organism: Colossoma macropomum (tambaqui)
Lineage: Eukaryota; Metazoa; Chordata; Actinopteri; Characiformes; Serrasalmidae
Exons: 3
Coding region: 132-878 (248 amino acids)
Source: RefSeq, a predicted model, not a curated record